Messenger RNA from Schistosoma mattheei, 2250 nucleotides. The record is from the annotation of a GenBank genome assembly. NCBI's taxonomy places the organism in Eukaryota, Metazoa, Platyhelminthes, Trematoda, Strigeidida, Schistosomatidae.
AUGAAAGUCACUUUCAAAACAUUAAUGCAACAGACAUUUGUUCUUGACUUUCAAGAAGAUGAUCUGGUUGGCGACGUUAAAAAGAAGAUCGAAGCUAAAUGGGGCAGUGAAUUCGAUGCAAAGACUCAGAAACUAAUACACUCAGGCAAGGUGAUGGAAGAUAGUAAAUCGCUAAAAGACUACAAAGUGACAGAAUCUGGUUUCGUUGUAGUAAUGUCUGUUUCAAAGCCAUCCAAAGAUACAACGAAAGAAGCUAGUGCUUCAGUCCAAAUUAAUCCUACUGGUGAAACAAAGCAAACAACAGACAAAAAGAGCCCCGUAACAGAAGCAAAUGAAGCUCCGAGCAGUAAAGCAGACUCAAAUCCCCAAUCUAACUUACCUACAGUUACAACAGCCCCAUCUAGCACAACAAAUACUUUGGGUUUUGGAGAGAGUUCCUUAGUUACCGGAGAGAACUUUGAGCGGGUUGUAAAAGAACUAGUGUCCAUGGGUUUCGAGAGAUCACUGGUUAUCCAAGCAAUGCGAGCAGGCUUCAACAACCCAGAUAGAGCAUUUGAAUACCUUUCGUCGGGAAAUAUUCCAAAUGUUGACAUUGUUGAUCAGCCACCGCAAAGGGAAGAAAUCGAAAGUGUAUCUCCAGAAGGGCCUGGGGAUACUGAUACCCCAGGCUCUGAGUCUCUUGGCUCAGAAGACCCGAUCACUGCACUCGCAAGUUUACCCCAGUUUCAACAAAUGAGAGCGCUAGUACAAGCAAAUCCAGAGCUACUGCCUCAGCUAAUCCAGCAAAUAGGGAAUGAUAAUGCAGAUUUAUUUAGACUCAUUCAAGAAAACGAACAAGCAUUUCUGGAAUUUAUUAAUACCCCAGUCACUGGUACUACUCGACCUGGUGGUGAGCGUCAAACUGUUCUUACUAUGACUGCUGAGGAACGCGCUGCUGUGGACCGUCUAAAGGCAUUAGGGUUCCCGGAGGAGUUGGUUAUCCAAGCAUAUUACGCAUGCGAGAAAAAUGAGGAUGCAGCUGCGAAUUUCCUGCUUAGUGAAAGUUUAGACGAUGAAAUGUUAUCUAAUGAAUUGAAUCGUACUAAAUUACUGUUUCUUCUUAACUGGCGCUUCACCAGCAGCAUAAAACCUGUCAUAAUCUGGUUUCAUCAGUUGAUUACGGUUUGGAUUUUUGACGAGUUGGAUUAUGAAGAAUACACUGGUUAAUUAACCCAAAGUUCUUCGAUUAAUGUGGAAGAUAAAGUGGUUCAUUUAAAUAAUGAAAUAAUUGUACUAUGAGGACAAGUCAAUAGGAUACUUGUGAUUUUGAAGCCACUUUUCACCCAAUGUGCAGAGAGUCUACCAAUCAAAAGUAUUUCCUAUCAGAAUUCAUGAAACGUGGUAGAGUUUAGUGUUUUCAGGAAGCUUAAUUUUUCUAGACUUUUCAUCAACUUUUCAAUUUUGAUAUUGUAGUAAUAUGGCUGCAUACCUGAUUAUUGCUGAUGAAGAUAUUCUUCAUCGUGAAAAUAUCCGAACUAAGAGUUUCUUUCUGAAUCUUAUCCAUAGCUAUAAAUAGUGUUAUAGAAAAUUCAUCAUCAUCAGACAAAAUCUUUAUUUGUAAAUUCUGCGUAGGAUUACGAGGUUGGAACUGCGUGACAACAAUCAUAUGAAGAACUCAUAAGUAGAAACCGUUAUCUAUUUUGUCAUCCCUACUUUACUAGCUCACCUAUUAUUAAGUGAGGACGUCGGUUGUUAGAUCUUAUUGUGAGCAAAGAAAAAAUUUCGUUAAUUUACAUGUUAUAUGCUGUCUACAUUAGAAUAAACGUUUAGUUGACACGUUUAACACUUAUUUUACAAAGGUAUUUGUGCUCCGCUUUUUAUGUGACGUAAUGUAAGAUUCACUCAUUCUCGUACUUUGAGCAAAUGUUGAGUCGUUUUCUUGAUUUUGAAUGACUCGUCUCCUUAUUAUAAUUACGUCAUCAUACUGGCAGUUAUUUUAUUCAUUUCGUACAUGUCCGCCGAAUUAUUUAAGGUUAUGACUUAAUUAAUAUCAUUUAAUUUGACCAACAGUUCAAGAUUUAAAUCUGUCUAUUCGAAUAGAUUUCAUGCUGUUCUGAUAUUAUUUUAAUCAGUCGAUCGGUCAGCUACAACGUAGGACCAGGAACAUAGAUUCAUCGUUCCUAGUUACCGUACCUCAUUGGCAUAGCAAGAUGAACACCAAAUUCAAAGUAAGAGCUAAUUCAAUGGCAGUUAAAAUUGAUUUCACAGAAG